Molecule: messenger RNA, 2571 nt
Organism: Haemonchus placei
Lineage: Eukaryota; Metazoa; Nematoda; Chromadorea; Rhabditida; Trichostrongylidae
Source: the annotation of a GenBank genome assembly
AUGCGGCAACUGCUGUUGUCCUCGAUACUGUGGGUUACAGGUCUUGCAAUGAUCAAACCCGAUCUAUACGUAUGGCUGGAACAGAAUAGCUAUAUAUGUGACCAAUCAUUUUUUGGAAAUGGGCCACGGUUUUUGACACCGGACGAAUCGAAGCAGUUCAGUUGUGAUUGCGGUGACCCAUUAGUCAGUCGUUCAGCUUGUUCUCGGAAAGCUGAUGAUUUACCUACUUGUACUGCGAUUCCCGACCUGUGCAUGAAGGAGUACAUUAUUUUGUUUACCGAGACGGGCGAUCGGCUUUCACUGGUUGCUCUCAGUUGCGGAAAGCUUUUCGGAAUCCGACACAGCAGCUUUUCAGAACCACUCACUACCAGGGCCUCUACAACUGAAGAAACAACGACGACGACAACUACUGAAGCGACAACUACAGAAGCACCGUCAACGACUGUUACAACGACAACCUCCCGACGGCAGUCGAUUUCGUUCAGGCCAAUUCAGCAGCGACAAGCAAGGACGCGACAUCCAGUGGCGAGGGAGUUCCUGUUCAGAAGCAGAUCGUCCACACGAUCUGCGACGACGUCGUCACCCAAAAGACAGAACACAUUCGCUUUACAGAAUCGAUUCCCGCUCCGACCACCUACUCGAAGUCGUGAACGUGCUCGUCCAUUGCCGAGACUUAUUCCAUCGUCCCGAUUCCGCUCGACGUUCAGAGAUCGCUUCCAACCGUUCAGAAGGCGUCCGUCAACGGCGACGUUCAUAAGGACUACCAGGUCCACGACCACAGUAACCACGCCUCCACCAGAAACCACUCCCACCAGCAUUAUGGCUACUACUACUACCGCAGAAACCACAACUACCACGGAGGCGCCAACGACGACAACCACGCCCACUACUACCACUACCACAACAACCACUGCUACUACCACUGCACCUACAACAACAACAUCAACAACAACGACAACGACUACAGUACCGCCCACUACUACCACCCAGAGCACCACAACGACAAGUAUAACCACUCCUCAACCUACCACUACAACUCCUAAACCAACUACUACAGCUCCUAUACCGACUACAACAGCUCCUCAACCGACUACGACAGCUCCUCAGCCGACUAUGGCAUCUGCUCAUCCAACUAUGACCACUCCCAAACCUAUUAUUACAACUCCCAUGGCGGUUACUGCUACUCCUAAACCGAUACUCAUGACUUCAUUGCCAGCUACUACUAAUCCUGCAGUAGUCACUACAAAAAGACCCCUCGCAGUGAAACCAAUAGUACCAUCUCCUGCUCCCCAAAAACCACCGUCCACCAUAAUGGAUGCCAUUAAACUGACCAACACUGAGAUGCUGCUAGCAGAACUGACUAAUAGGAUCCUAGCCCUCGGUAACAAAGAGCCAGAACAUCCAUUGAUGGAUCUGAAAGAAUUUCUCGUGGCCAAAGGAAGGCUUCACAGAGAACCCGAUCUAAGGGCUGAACCAACGACGGCAAUUCCAUUCACGACAACGACGACGACGACGAUGAGGCCUGUGACCACGGCAACGAUGGCCACUACGACUUCGACGACAUCCAAAUCAACGACGGUCAAGAGGGAAGCGACAUGGACAAGUAUGCCGGCAGAUGAAGAAAUCGAACCGGUGCCAGAAGAACUGCACCCGAAGGAAAUCCCCGUUGUGAAACCACAAAGGAUUUGGGGAACCGUAAGGAAGACUGUGCUCAAACCAGAACAAUUUCUUUUAUCGACAGUGAAGCGUGAAGAGAAUGGUGUCAGUCAGGGAGCCAGCAAGGGUACUGUGAAGGAGGUACCGCACCAAAUCGUACCGCACCAAGAAAAGUUGAAUAUGUCACAAACGGUUGGUAUGGAGGAGAAGCCCAAAGUAACAGCACAACCAACAGUUUUCAGUGAUCCAGUGGUAGCGGUUCAUUCAGAUCUGAUUAUAAGGAAAUCGGCAGAAUCACCCAGUCAAAGCACACCCACAGUCAUGGUUUCCCCCAAAAUCACACCCACAAUCAUAGAUCCCCACCUAAACACACCCACAGUCAUGAUUCCCCAGCAACAGGACAGUGUCAAGGAAUCAAGCGUGACUUUACGAUCUCACGAAGAAGCCAUAGAAUAUCUGAAGUCAAAAAUCGAAGCCCUCGAGAGGAGGCUGAUGGGCAGGAUGGUCCAAGAUGUUUCCGCUUUGAAGAAGGACCACCCACAAGGGAACGAUUUUGUCGCUACUGAUGACCAGGUGGCUAAUAUUCGGCGACAGUCACGGAUCGACGCGGAACACCGCAUAGCAGCAGCGGAGCAUGACAGUACAACAGACGUGCUGAGUCACCUCGACGACCUGAACUCUGUCGAGCAAAAUGCGGACGAUCAGCAGAAUGUUCCAAUGGCCCGAUCGGUGAGAACGGGUCGGCACUCUUCACCAGAAGACCCGUCGGUUGUACUGGCAGAUGUGCAGGCGGUGGGUCCUAUAUUGAAGUCUUUUCUCCACAAGAUUUGCUAUCAAACCGAAGAAGGAGGAGUCUUUCCAGUUGAUGGACAAGCUCCGGCAAAGAAAAUGUCUGUUUGUGGUCUUCAGGUGUAA